GCCGAGCCGCAGAGCUAGUUCAGCUCUGAAUGACAAUGCAUAUACGCUUCAUGAGCGACAAAGAAAGACCGGCAAAAUUUAUGACUGCGAGGAAGGGGGCAAGACGUGGUCGCAAACGGCGCAGGAGUCGUCAUACGACCCCGGGCUGCCCGGCGUGGGCACGAGCGGGACGUUCCACCCCGCUCUUCGAAGAGGAGGACGAUAAUGAAGACGCGGAGGACAUCUUCCACUCGCAGCACUCACACACGCGCAACCCAUCCAGCAUGUCUCUCCUAGUGUCCCCACCGCCGCCAUCAGCCACACCCUCACUGAGGCGUGCGGGACAAUCUGAGAGGCCGAAUCCGGACCUGACUUUCUUCCAGCGGAUGAAGAAGUAUGGACGCGGGCUGCUGAAGAGGCCCGAGUACAGGGCGGGGCGCGUAUGCCUGCGCGCUCCGGACACGCCUCUUUGCGAAUGCUGCGCUAUAGGCGGAGGCAGUUAUGAGAUGGUUAUUGGCGUGAUCAAACAUGGCUGGCGAGCGUUUGGACAUCGAACAUCCGGUUUCCUGCCGCUUGCCGCCACCGUCCUCAUUGAUCGGGAAGAAGAUGGCGGUGCGCUUCGUCAAUGUGAAUCUGAUAUCCCAAUCCACGUGCGGUAUGACGCGGAUGUGGACACGUGUUCCAGCAGGCGUACGUCUGUUUCACGCGUCCAUUGA
Molecule: messenger RNA, 695 nt
Organism: Laetiporus sulphureus 93-53
Lineage: Eukaryota; Fungi; Basidiomycota; Agaricomycetes; Polyporales; Laetiporaceae
Exons: 3
Coding region: 30-695 (221 amino acids)
Source: RefSeq, a predicted model, not a curated record